This is a messenger RNA of Panonychus citri (citrus red mite), 1484 nucleotides long. RefSeq names its product E3 ubiquitin-protein ligase NRDP1-like. The record is from RefSeq and is a predicted model, not a curated record. Gene Ontology annotation, biological process: tumor necrosis factor-mediated signaling pathway; regulation of canonical NF-kappaB signal transduction; positive regulation of JNK cascade. The coding region runs from base 179 to 1105 and encodes 308 amino acids. Gene Ontology annotation, cellular component: plasma membrane signaling receptor complex. Lineage: Eukaryota; Metazoa; Arthropoda; Arachnida; Trombidiformes; Tetranychidae. The transcript is spliced from 3 exons. Gene Ontology annotation, molecular function: ubiquitin protein ligase activity.
AAUAUCUGAGGUCUGACUGUAGUUUAUUAGUCAAAAAUUAGCCAAGUUAAUCAAUUCCCUGUCCGACUGAUGAUUGGAUCAGUUUUAUUGACACUAAUGAUGAAGCGAUAGUCGCUGGUUAAUCGAUAAUCAAUUGGGUGUUGUCCAAUUUAUUAACUGAGGCCUAAAUUGUUACACAAUGGGCUUUGAUUUAAAUAGAUUCCAAGGUGCUGUUGAUGAGGAAUUAAUUUGUCCAAUUUGUUCUGGUGUUUUAGAAAAUCCAAUUCAGUUACCUGAUUGUGAACAUGCUUUUUGUCGUGACUGUAUUGUCCAAUGGCUAUCACGCCGACGAACCUGUCCAGUUGAUCGUCUCCAUGUUUCCCCUGACGAUUUAAAACCCGCUUCUAGAAUUCUGAACAAUCUACUUUGUCGACUCAACAUUGAAUGUGAUUACAGUUCAUUUGGCUGUAAAUCUUACCUUAAAUUAGAUCAAUUACCUAAUCAUUGUAAUGAGUGUGACUUUAACCCAGAGAAACCAAGUCCAUGUGAACAUGGUUGCGGCCUUACAAUACCUAAGGAUCAAUUAAAGGAUCAUAAUUGUGUACGUGACAUGCGAAGCAUGGUGGUCAAAUUAAAGGAACAAUUAAAUCUAUUGACUGUCCAGUAUCGAGAGGUUCGACGAGAAGUGGACAAAUUAAAAGAUUGUUGUAGAUCAAUUCAAAGUGUUAAUCCCAAUAUACCAGCGAUCGUUGAAUCGUUUGAACAAGAUGAAAUUGAACGUUGGGUUCAAACGUUACCCAGAGCACGAAUUAAACGUUGGGGUGGAAUGAUGUCCACUCCUGAUUCGCCCUCACAGGAAGCGGUUAGAAAAGCGUUAAUUGACUCUGGGUGUCCGAUUCAUUUGGUCACCGAAUUAAUGGAAAACUCUCAUGAAAGACGAUGGCCACCCGGUCUGUCCACUCUAGAGAUUCGAGCUCGAAAUCGAUUCACUUACAAUAAUUUCGUCUGCCGCAAGAUCCCAGGUCGCCAGGCCGUUGUCGUGAUGAGUUGUGACAAUACACGAAUGAAUCCAGAUAUGCUCUUGGAACCAGGAUUGGUUAUGAUCUUUGCUCACGGGAUCGAGUGAUAAUUAGAACAAUUAAAAUUUAAUCUUUAAUGAUCCAAAUUAUUCUCAUUGUCUAACUAAUCAACUAAAUCAACCACCCUAAUCAUUGUCUCUUUUCAAUUCUCAAUUUACAAUCGUACAAACAUCUAAUCUCCUCGAAAAUUCAUCACUAUUAAUCUAAUUUUUAUAUUUUCUUCUCUCUAAUCAACUUAAUUGUGAUUCAUUCAGUCCCAUGGUAUUGUUAUAACUGAUUGUAAACUUGCCUCUCGACUCAAGAUAAAUCAUCAAUUGUUUUUUUUGUCAAUCAAUUAAUUGUUCUCACUCUUGAUUAAGUGUAUGUAAUUCAAAUUUGAAAUUAUCAUCUCUUAAUUUAAUUAAAUCUUGUACAUAAAAUAAGUAA